AUGACAACUAACUUAUCACAGGAUCAAAUUAAAAUUCAAUUAGACAAAGUUGCAAAGAAAGAUCCAAAUAUUGAAAUAACAUAUAGUAUUGCAUCCUGCGUCGAUUUUCCUGAUGUUAUCAUUAACAAUGGCAAUGGCAAAUUAACUACAUCCAUCUAUCAUAAACCAGCUGCUGAGCCGCAUAUUCUUCCAUACACAUCGGAUCAUUCUCGACAUGUACAUCGUAAUAUUCCAUAUGCUGCACUAUUAUCUGCUGCUCGUCUAUGUUCUAAUAUCGAUGGUUUUCACAUGGACCGUGUACGUAUUGACAUGUCAUUACUUUAA
Messenger RNA from Rotaria socialis, 324 nucleotides. NCBI's taxonomy places the organism in Eukaryota, Metazoa, Rotifera, Eurotatoria, Philodinida, Philodinidae. The record is from the annotation of a GenBank genome assembly.